ACAUUGCGUCUGGCAACACUAGUAUUGUGCCAUGCCCUAGCGAACGGACGGAGGCAACGAACAACUGUUUAUGUAAACUUUCUGUCAAGUGGAUAACUGUUUCAAAAUACAUACAUAGUGUUACUUCGCGUAAAAUAACAUCUCGCGUAUCAAUCGCGUUGUGGCCACGCUAGUUUCCAUUAAAAUUAUUCGUGCUUCUUCCGCGCAAAGCACAAUUAUGACGAUUCCAGUGCCUUACAUCCUGUGAAAAAAAGGUUGAAAAACAUGUUUUAAAUUAGUCAGUUGAUUGUUUCUUUAGUUUUGUUGUUGUUUAUCAGUGUAAAUAACAGUUUUAAAACUCAUUUUCAUAUUAACGAGAAAGCUUUUAAGUGUUCUGUGAUUAAAAAUACUGUUGAUGUGCAUGUCAAUAAAAAGUUUUCUAGUGUGUUUGACUAAUCAAAAAUGUCUUGUAUCUCGACAUGAUUACGAAUAAAACUAACAGAGUGCAAGCUAUUAAAAGUAAAUUUGAGAGCCUGAAUCACGAGAGUGAACCACUAAUUGUCAAAAAGACUGUUCAGCGAGAACAGCUGGGUAAACAAAAGUCAUACCCCAUUCAAAAUGGUGGCAGUUUCGAAGAACAUUUUCAUAAGGAUAGUUACGACAAAUCGUCGUUUAAUGACAAAAUGCGGCAAGAAUCUGACUCAUCCGCCGAAGACUGGCCGGCUGCACCAAACCUAAGUUAUUUAUACAAUAAAAGUGACGUAAAACGCAGUGUAAGUGAUAUAAAAACAUCCCUAACUCGGCAAUCCAGUGACCCUGGUAAAAAACUCCAUAGAAGUCACGCAUUCCGCUGUGACAGGAGCAAGAUCCAGCCUCAAAGACACGGCAGUUGCAACGGCAGAAGCGAAACCAGUGAUUUUACACUAAAAAUGGAUAAAAAGCUAAGUAACGAACGGUUAAAAAAACUUGGAAACUUGUUAGAAGAUCAGAUGAAGAAAGAAAACUUUGUAGUGCCAAAAAAUAGCUCCGUCUUACAUGACUCUAUACCGAAUUCUGAGGUGCCAAAACAUAUUCUAGAUCAGUAUGCAAUGGUUAUUAAAAAUAGGAAAAAAGAAGAGGCGAAACAAGAGGCCAUGACGGACAGCGGAGUUAGUUCAGAGACUGAAAAUUUAGAUGAUGACAAAUCUAAUAGAGUUAAGAAGUUAAAAUCUCAUUUUGAGGCUGAGACGGAGCCCGACAAAGAUUCCGAAGAAUCUAAAGAUUCUGUGACUGAUUUAAAAGACUCUGUCAUUGAAACUGAUUUUGACUCGAAAGCAUGCUUAGAAUUUAAACCGAACUUGUCUUCUAUGAAUGACUUGUGCGCUUCCAGUGAAACAAUGCGUUUAGAACGCAAAAACCCACAUCUAAUCCUAACUGAUACUUUAAAGAAGGCUCUUAAACAGCCGUUACCGCCUGGUCCGCCUCCGAAGAAACCGCCCAGAAUUUUAGUAACACCGGAGAAGAAAAAAGACACAAAACAAAUGUUGCAAAAGUUAGAACAAGUCUUAGAGCAGAGGGAAGCGCAGAAAGUUAAAAAUAUAUAUGAUAUCGCUGAGACUAACUUAAGUGUACAGAGGCCGAAAGAAAUGCACUAUUUGUGUACUGAAAUUUUAGAUAUAACACAUAGAACUCUACUCCCGAAUCAGACACCGAACGAUUCACUUGCCAAUUGUUUUAACGCUUUAAACUGUGCUAUCGGUAACUCAACGACAAGUCUACCAUACACAAGAUUGAGCGGAACGUUUAACUCAAUCCGUAACUCUAGAUUUUGUUCAUGUAGCGAUGAAAGUUUACACAUAGACUCCUUUUUGAAGGAGAAAUGUGCGAAAUGUGUCGAUAAUGAUGGAAAAAACUUUAAAUGUCAUUUAAAAUGUAAAUGUAAGGAGGAUAAAUCGGAGUUCUUUGUGGAAAAGGAGCAUGUGUACGAUGUACCCAUCAUUGAGAAGAAAUAUGGAACUAUAAAUAGUACAAAAAUGAAACAGAGGAGUUUGGAGAGUCUUAAGAUGGAUGAGGAAAUAAUCUACGACACCCCCCACCACUCCCGCCCCACCACCCCCGAGCCGACUGACUUCCAAAAACUACGCGACAGCUUCGAGAAACCGGCGCUGAAACCGAAACCGAUACUGAAACCGAAGAGUUUCGAGAACAUCUGCGAGUCGGGACAGCAGACGAGAUUUAAGAAAUACGCCACGGAGAGGAAGAGUAGAAGGCUGGAUGGGAGUGAAGUGAGAUUUGGGAAGGAGAAGAGCGUUCAGCUAGACGUCGAUAGACAAAAUUUGAAUCGCCUAAUGAACGAGAUAUACGAAACGGUCUCCGCAUGCAACAUGGAUGAGAACAAGCCAGGCAGCUUCCCGACUGAAUCAUCUGACAGCACCAGCGAAGAUUCAGUAAAACUGACCCGCAAUCUCACGGAAAAGCGCAAGAACUACGUCCGCCGAGUGUCCUCGCGCGUCGCCUACACGGACCCUAAGAACAGAACAAGGUUUAGGCACCAGACCUCAGAUUGUUCCUAUAAAUCUGACACGACCACUGAGGCACCGCGGUAUUCUACGUUCCGUUCUUGGAAAAGCUUUAGGACAUCGCAAGUGAAUGUGAGCGACAUGGACUCUGAACCCCCAGAGCUUACAGAGAGGGGGGUAGACGACAAAACGGGGUGCGGGGGCGUCGGGCAGAGCGGGGGCCUGUUCGACGCGUGUCUGCUCGUCGGCCUCAACUGCAUGGCCGGGGAGGCCUAUGUCAAGAGCGUGUUCCCUAAACAAGUGCAAGUGCCCCCACACAUAGAAAACCUGGUGUUUCCUGAGACCCUUAGCUCAGCCUGCAAAGAAUGGGCGCCUGAGGCGAAAAGCGCCCAGUGCUACUCCCUAGUCCUUACUGACGAGAGAGGCGAACGGUCUUAUGGUUACUGCCGACGUGUGCUACCAGAGGGCGCUACAGUCUGUCUACCGUUAUGCUACUGUAUUAUAGGAAAAUACAGAGCGCCUGGCUUUUAUUAUAAGGUGCUCCAAGAAAUAGAAUCUCACCACGGCAGCUCAGACGUGGAAAUAAACAGCAUACUCCUGCAGCUGUUCCACACCGACUUCCCAUCGCCAGGAGACGAGCUGACGGUCCACCACGUUCGACCUACAAGAAGCAGUCUACAUAUAGAGACGGCAAAGGCAAAAACCAUGCCAGAUUUCCGACAUACUGUGACUGAGAAGGAUAUGGCGGCGUUUUAUGAUUUGGAGGGCAUGAAGGAAAAUCAAAGGACACGGACCCUAAAACGGCCUCUAGAACCCAGAGCUGAUGAAGACAAUGUGUCCAUAUUAUUGGACACCCUGGGCGCCGGUCUGCUGAUCAAAGUCUUCGGCUCUCUACUUCUGGAAAGAAAAGUCAUCAUUAUCAGUGACCAGCUAAGCCUGCUCUCCUCAUGUCUCGAGGCCCUCCAAACCUCCCUGUACCCCUUCGUGUGGCAGCAGCCCCUCAUCUCGGCCAUCCCAGCCGAAAUACAGAGGGACGUCUUAGAAGCACCCCUGCCUAUGUUAGCGGGGCUACUCAAGACGGGAGACUUGGAUACCAGUGGAGUGCUUUUUGAAGAGGGCAUGCUAAUAGACCUAACCCAGCAAUCCAAAGUGAUAUUCUACCAAGGUGACGAGUCCACAAUACUACCAACAUACAGCUACAAGUCCCUCAAAACUACCAUCCAGAUGGAAACCAGACAGAAAGACAAGCAGGACACGAAGACGAGAAAUGUGAUGAUUUCUGAGGCCUUCCUGAGAUUCUUCGUUGAUGUUCUGGGGGGGUACGAGAAGUGCUUUAAGGAGGGAGUGAGGGGGGAUGGGGAGAUGGGGAACGGUGGGGUUGUUUUUGAUAAAGAAAACUUCAUAAAAAACGCCCCGUCGAAACAGAACCAAUACUUCCUGGAAUGGUUCACCGAAACCGCCAUGUUCAACCACUUCAUACAAAACAUGGCGGCCAUACAUACAAACAAACAGAACAACAAUGUGCCGUUAGUCGACACGCCCUUACCCAACUUCUACGAGUUAUUCGAGGAGAGAGUCAGCAGUAGGGGAAGAAUGGAAAAGAUGGAUGGGAAGGGAUAUUAUAAGACGGCUAUGAAUAAAAAGGUUAGGUUAUUGAAAACUAAAUUGAGGGAGUUGGUUAAUUAAUUUUUAGUUUUUAUGGUAAGUUAUUGAAAAAAACAUGUUUUCGAAUUUCUGGCCACCCGUUAGUAACUGGCCACCCUAAACUAAAAAUAAAUUCUAUUCACCUAUAAACAAAAUUGGGUACCUAUUAUACUGUAUUUAAAAUAAAUUAUUUUACGCCAUGCAUGAAAUAUUAGCACCAGAUAAUUAUUAGAAAAACACAGAUAGGAGUUAUUUUUAAACAAAAGUUCUAUUUAAUAAAUCGGAUAGAAAUAAAAAAAGUAGGUGAGUUGACCGCGACGUCACGAUGUAAUGUUUCAUAUAAAUUCCAUAUUAGCAAAUCGUUUUGACAGUUCUAAAAAAGUAACUGAUUUGACUAGUAGGAAAAUACCCUAUUCAUUUUAGUGUGGUGUGGUGGCUAGUUAUUGAAGGCUGGCCAGUUAUUGAAACCUUAUACUAAAAUGAAUUCUUUUUAUAGGUGAAUAGAAUUCAUUUUUAGUUUAAGGUGGCCAGUUUUUAGCCGCUGGCCAGUUAUUGGCGAAUUACCCUACUGUUAUUAUGUGUAAUUGGACAAUAUCAUCCGUACAAUUAUGAUGUUAAUCUCAUAACAGGUUUUAAUGUAUUUGAGCACUUUUCAUACAAAGUUAUAUUUUAUUUUGCAUCUAUACGCAAAAUGUAAUUAAAAGACAUUAAAUUAUUAUAAUAGUUAGUUACGCGAUAGAACAUGACGAUACAAGUGCGAAUUACCUAUUCGCACGUGUAUCGUACAACGUUUUACAGUACAUAUGGCCCUUUAAAUUUUCGAAGUACUUACGUAAAGUGCGUAUAACAUAGGGUGUCGUAAUGGAGCACCAGAUGUAUACUGUAUUAUACUGUAAAAUAUUGUUUUGGAAAAUGUUUAGAAAUUCUUGACGUCUUGAAGUCUUCUGUCUAUUUUAACUUAAAAUGUACAGAAUAAAUGAAGAACUGGAAACAAUAUUUUUUUUUCUAACAAUAAAUUUCUUUGACAAUAUCAUACCGGGUGUGGCCUGUAAUACGAGCAAAAAAUGUAACUGUAGGCUGUACUCCUCAUACUGACCAACAUUUGUUCAGCGACUUUUAAAAAUAACUUGUGGUUUGAUUUUAUAUACUUACACUUUAAAGUUUAUUCUAAGACGCAAUGUAUUGCGAAUUUUGUUAUGUUUAAGGCGUGACAAGCAACGUCAAUCACAAUGAUAUGGCGUGGCGAUGGCGUCCAUUGAAGAUAAUAUUUAUUUUGUAUGAAAAAUAGGGAGUCUAAAUACUUCAUAAUUUUUAAAAGUUGUUGAACAAAAGUGUCAUCGUUUGAGGAGUACAAUCUAUGUUUUAAUUAUUUGCUCGUGUUACAGGCCACACCCGGUAUACAGAUGUAGUGCAUAAUUGUUCUCCAUCGUAUUUUCUCGGAAACGUUCGUAAUACAAUUUCGGAGUACUAAAGAUAAAGAAAUAGUGCCUUUUCAUUCGAUGUUUUUAUCUAUUGUCUUUAUCGUGUGAUAAAUCUGGUAUGGCCUUAACUUUUGUCGUAUUAUCAACUACAGAAGCAGAAUAUGUGGCAUUUGUUUUUGAUAAAAAUGCCAAUAUGUUAGUGUUUGAGGCUUUUUUUUACAGUUAAAUGAAGUUAUAUCGACAAGUGUGACUCUUGUGUAAAUGAAUUGUUAUUGUUAUUUCAUUGGUAAUUGUAUUACUAAGAUCGAUUACAAAAAAAUAACUCAAAUAUGAAAUUGAUUUAAGAAGGAGUUUAUUUAUUUAAUAACAUAAUUAAAACAAAAAGAAAGAAAGAAAAAAGAAAAGAAAAAAAAGAAGAAAGGCCAGGUCAAGAGCAUCCUAAACCGGCGAGCGUGUAUGAGGAUGGUAUGAAAGUGAAGGAAGCGAAAGAGGUAUGUCAGGAUCGUAGCAAGUGGAAAUCCGUGGUAUCUGCCUACCCCUCCAGGAAAUAGGCGUGAUUAAUGAUUAUAUGUAUGUAUGUAUGUAAUAAAAACACUAAACUUAUAAAUAAAAAAAAAUACCUAAGGGGCUAUUCAUAAAUUACGUCA
Molecule: messenger RNA, 6189 nt
Organism: Cydia splendana
Lineage: Eukaryota; Metazoa; Arthropoda; Insecta; Lepidoptera; Tortricidae
Exons: 12
Coding region: 459-4163 (1234 amino acids)
Source: RefSeq, a predicted model, not a curated record